AUGGUACCCUUGCAUGUCCAUCGAUAUGGUUGGGUUGACCAGUGUACUGCUCGCUUACACCAGGAGGUGCAGACAAUCCUGCUACAAAAUCUGAUGGAACACUUUCUUGCCACCGACAUCCUCGUUGAUCCUAUUAGCCUCCCAUUGCCUCCGGGGGGAAUGAGCGUGCGCAUUCCAAACCACAUCUGCUAUUUUGCUAGUCGACUGGUGGACAAACUUUGGCAGGUCAAUUAA
Molecule: messenger RNA, 234 nt
Organism: Protopolystoma xenopodis
Lineage: Eukaryota; Metazoa; Platyhelminthes; Monogenea; Polystomatidea; Polystomatidae
Source: the annotation of a GenBank genome assembly